Molecule: messenger RNA, 1773 nt
Organism: Sesamum indicum (sesame)
Lineage: Eukaryota; Viridiplantae; Streptophyta; Magnoliopsida; Lamiales; Pedaliaceae
Product: cytosolic sulfotransferase 5
Molecular function (GO): sulfotransferase activity
Source: RefSeq, a predicted model, not a curated record
AAUUAAUCUCAACAAGUGUAUUGAUUUGAUUCGUCUGAUUCUAGUUUUGGUAAGAAAUAUUUAUGGCCUAGCUAGCUACCCUUAAACCCUCAAAUCUGCUCAGGUAACAAACUCUCUCCUUCAUCUCUCUCAAAUAAUUGUUCACCAUGUCAAACUCACUCCCUUCCCUAACCCCAAGCUCCAACAAUGUGGACGAGCUGCCAAAAGCGCGUUUCUGGGAAGCCAUGGACAUCUGCCAGUGGGAAGGCUUCUGGUUCGAGCCCGGCCUGGUGAAGCCCGCCAUCACCUUCAGGUCAACCUUCCAGGCCAGAGACGACGACCUUCUCCUCGCAUCAACACCCAAAACCGGCACCACAUGGCUCAAAGCCCUCUCCCUCUGCAUCAUGCAGCAAAACCAAGAACACGACAUCUUAACCAUGGAGAACCCUCAUUUCCACGUCCCCACCAUUGAAAGCACAAUUUAUUCAACCAAGCCCCAGAAAGCUGACCUCUACGACGCAUCGGCUCCUCGUCUGCUCCACACGCAUCUGCCACACGCAGUUCUACCAGAUUCCAUCAAGAAUUCAGCCUGCAAAAUCGUGUACAUUGCCAGGAACCCUAAGGAUACCCUAAUCUCAAUGUGGCAUUUCUUCAACUCAAUUAUCAGGCCGAAUCAAGAACCGUUUCCACUAGAAAAGGCCGUGGAUUGCUUUUGCACUGGAGUCUAUCAAUACGGGCCUUUCUUCGAACAUGUGGUGGAGUACUGGCAGGAGAGCCAGAAAAGGCCUGAGAAAAUACUGUUUCUCAAAUAUGAGGACCUGAAAACCGACCCAAAGGCCCAGAUCUCAAAGAUGGGUGAAUUCUUGGGGAGGCCAUUUGGGAGUGAAGCAGAGGUUGAGGAGGUUGUUGAGAGGUGCUGUUUGGAGAGGCUGAAGAAUUUGGAGGUGAAUAGGAAUGGAUCCGUUUUGUCCAAUGUGCCAAACAGUAGUUUUUUCAGGAAAGGUGAGGUUGGGGAUUGGAAGAACUAUUUGAGUCCUGAAAUGGAAGACAGGAUCAACCAAACAAGCCGUCUCAAGCUUGAGCCGUUUGGUUUGGCCUCUUUCUUUAGUUAAUGUAUGUGGGCUAAUAAGGUUGUAUCUUUUUUUAUGUUGAUCAAAAGAGCUUAAUUUGGCAAUUGUGACAAGUCAUAUGUGAGGGCUUAUGCAAAAUUUAAUUUUAGGGGCAUUGCGGGUUUAGUCAAGUUGAAGAUAAUUACAUGAUUUGUGUAUUAGACUCCUUAUCGUUCAAAUUUUUAUAAGCAGUAGUGACAAAUGUAAAUGUAUGCUCACCCUCCUCCUUUUCCUUUCUACCAAAUGCUUUUUUACACCCUUCACAUGGGCAGUUGAUGGAGCAGUCAACACCACCCUUCAAGAAGAGGCUCAAGUUCCCAACAUAAACAUAAAGCAUAUCCCAACACAAAUAGGAAAACAAACCUCAUUGCAUUCACGAUACCAUAUAUAUGGUGGUGGAAUCCGCAUACAAAAUGUUUUGUCUGGAAAGACUGUUAAUUCAAAACUCAUUUAUUUUCCCCAAAGGAAUAAAGAUUACAAGAAGAUGAUUACAACCUCGUAAUGACACCAACAUUCCCACUCACCGCAUACACUAAAACCCCCCAAAUCACCCUCGACCAACAAAUUUUAAAAACCCCAACACACAUACACACACACAACACCAACACAACGAAUAAUCCCCCCACGAAUGAAUUUGCAAUGCAGAUACAUACAACACAAUUAUACAUACACAGACGGUCAUCUC